AUGUCUCCCUGGAGCCCUCGGCGGCUGCUCUCAACACGGCAGCCGAACCAAACCCCGAGUCGGCGAACCAAUUUGAAGAUCGAACUCGAAACUCCUACGGCUAUUCUCCACGGAUAUUUCAACAGUACCAGCGACGCCUACGUCUCGGGGCGACUGUUAUUCAACGCGGAAGAAACCAUACAAGUUGAAAGCCUCGAUGUUACACUACAACUUCAUGUGCGGUACAAACGUCCUUGGAAAAAGAAUUGUGCCAACUGCACCCAGGACUUGAUCCAAAUAUCCCAACAGAGUAUUAUAUCCACCUUGACACCACUACCUAAAGGGCAACAUGACUUCAGCAUGUCCUUUAUUAUCCCAAGCCACCUUCCCAUCUCCAUGGAUACGCCCCUUUCGACAGUAGAAUACGAAGUAUACGCCAAGGCUCUUUUUACGGAACAAGAACCCAUCAUCACAAAAAAGAUCUUCAAGGUUGAGCGGAUACUUGAAGCCGAAUCUAACAAACAAUUUCAUACCUACAACUUCAACUCCACCAACAUCAUAGCCACAUUAUGCCUCAACAGCGUCAUUCGUCCUGCUGGAACCAAUUCGGUCUCAAUUCGAAUCGAUAACAUCACCUCAAGUCUAGCCAUCGGACUUGAGGUGUGGAAACUUCACAAGGUUACUUGGAAACUUGAAGAGUCUGUUUCCGUCGCCCUCCCCAACUGCCCUCGUCAUCCAACAACCCCAGCGACUAGUCAGGGAACCAGUAACGACCCAACCCAACAGUCAGAGACCCGACUUCUUGGAAAAAGGAGUCUUCGCCAUGGGUGGGAAGAACACACAAACGAAUCCCAACCCCACAUUACCUUCAGCUUCGACUACAGUCUCAACCGAGCUGGCCCCGAGACUAUCUAUGCAUGUGAGGAGAGCGCCGGUCCACAGGUGACACACGCUCUUCUCGUCGAGCUUCAUCUGGAAAAGCACUUUGUGCUACCAGAGUCCCCCUGGAUGACGUCGCCCCCGAGGGCUGAAACUACUCUGCGCAUGACACGACCUGUUGUUUUGACGGAGCUGGUUGAGCCGAGUGUCCCGCCAGCUUACGGUAACUCGGCCGAUAGUCCACCCGAGUAUGCCGAUGUAAGCUAUUGA
Messenger RNA from Fusarium keratoplasticum, 1128 nucleotides. RefSeq names its product LDB19 domain-containing protein. Lineage: Eukaryota; Fungi; Ascomycota; Sordariomycetes; Hypocreales; Nectriaceae. The record is from RefSeq and is a predicted model, not a curated record. The coding region runs from base 1 to 1128 and encodes 375 amino acids. The transcript has a single exon.